GACAACUUAUCCGUUUCAGUUUCGAACGGACCGGUCCACAGAAUGAACGUACGUACAACCGCUCUUCUUCUACUUUCCUACGUUGUUCAAAGCCGGAUCCUGGCGGAAACUGUUUCGAGCACCACCGUCACUACAACGGCCGAUCUGAUUGUCGCCGAUGGUUACCUUUCCGAGCAACAUCCGGUAGUCACUGGCGACGGGUACCUGCUAACAUUGUUUCGAAUCCCUGGAAGUCCGCGUAACCCACCACAGAAGGGUAAGUCCGUGGUUUUUCUUCAGCAUGGAGUACUCUGUUCGUCGACCGAUUGGGUCAUCAUGGGUCCGAGCAGCUCGCUGGCAUACUUGCUGGUAGAUGCCGGCUAUGAUGUUUGGUUGGGAAAUGCUCGAGGAAACACCUACUCGCGGCAACACCUUCUGGAUGAUCCGUCCAAAGUGAAGUUCUGGGAUUUCAGCUGGCACGAGAUGGGAAUGUACGACUUACCGGCGAUGAUCGAUUACGUGUUGGAUAAAACUGGAGAGGUUUCACUUCACUACGUUGGACAUUCGCAGGGAACAACGUCUUUCUUUGUCAUGGCGUCAAUGCGGCCGGAGUAUAACAGGAAGAUUCGUUCGAUGCAAGCUUUCGCUCCGGUGGCAUUCAUGGGCAACUUGAAGUCUCCGUUUGUUCGUGCGAUGGCUCCGUUCGUGAACCAGAUCGAGUGGAUGAUGCGAAUGUUAGGAGUGAAUGAGUUCCUACCGAACAGUGAGAUGAUGGCGCUCGGUGGACAGAAGGCUUGCAACGAUGAGUCCCUUUUCCAGGAAGUUUGUGCUAGCGUACUGUUUCUGAUUGCUGGUUUCAACUCGGAUCAAAUGAAUCGAACAGUUCUGUCAACUAUUCUACGUCACACACCAGCUGGAGCUUCCGUUACGCAGUUCGUGCAUUAUGCUCAAGGUGUCAACUCGGGUCGCUUCCGACAGUUAGACUACGGCGUUCUGCUCAACUUGCGUCGAUACGGAUCGAUAACUCCACCGAAUUACCCCUUGGAACUUAUAACCGCACCAGUGUUUUUGCACUAUGGUGAUAACGAUUGGCUAGCGGCCGUCGGAGACGUUCAGCAGCUUGAACGACAGCUCGGGAAUUCGGUUGGAUUGUUUCGAGUUCCCGACGAUCGCUGGAAUCACCUGGACUUUACGUACGCCAUCAAUGCGAAGAGUUUGCUGUACGAGCGAGUCAUUGAACUGAUUGCCCGGUGGAAUGUGCCGAUUUAGAAAUAAAUGAAAUGUUGACAUUGAAAACUA
Molecule: messenger RNA, 1278 nt
Organism: Topomyia yanbarensis
Lineage: Eukaryota; Metazoa; Arthropoda; Insecta; Diptera; Culicidae
Product: lipase 3-like
Exons: 2
Coding region: 43-1248 (401 amino acids)
Biological process (GO): lipid metabolic process
Molecular function (GO): hydrolase activity, acting on ester bonds
Source: RefSeq, a predicted model, not a curated record